GUGUUGAACAGGCCUUCUUCUGACAUCUUGGGCGUUGGUGUCCUAUGUUCAGACCACUUGCAGUUAAGGCUAUUCGGCAGUGAAGAUGGGUGUGCUGGAAGACUGGAGAUUUAUUACCAUGGAUCCUGGGGAACAGUUUGCGAUGACUCCUGGGAUCUAGUUGACGCUAACGUGGUAUGCAGGCAACUAGGUUGUGGUUACGCUUUGGCGGGAAAAAAUCAUGGUCCCUGUGUACGAAGCACUGGAGAAAUUUGGUUGGAUGAAAUGAGAUGCACUGGUAAAGAAAAGUAUCUCUGGAAAUGUCCAUCAGCCCCGUGGGGCCAACAUGACUGCAGCCAUAAGGAAGAUGUGACAGUGGAAUGUUCUGAACACAAAGAAAUGCGCCUGGUGAAUGGAAAUCACAGCUGUGAAGGGAGAGUGGAAGUGCGGUACAAUGGGAGGUGGGGAACAGUUUGUUCCGAGAAACUGGAUGAUACGGAUGCGAACGUGAUCUGUAAGCAAAUGAACUGCGGGUCCAUGGAAUCUAUUGAGUAUGACUCUAAGAAGUAUCUAGAAGGAUCUGAUCCAAUCUGGCUGGACGAAAUAGGAUGUCUCUCGUAUGAGUCGACUCUUUGGCAGUGUCAUGCAGACCCUUGGGGGAAACACGACUGUCAACAUAACGAAGAUGCAGGUGUUAAAUGUAAAGAAGCGAAAAUACCGGAGAGGUCCAGUGAAAAGAUCUGUGAAACACCCUAUGUAUCUCAAGCAGGUAUUUAA
Molecule: messenger RNA, 756 nt
Organism: Mobula hypostoma (lesser devil ray)
Lineage: Eukaryota; Metazoa; Chordata; Chondrichthyes; Myliobatiformes; Myliobatidae
Product: deleted in malignant brain tumors 1 protein-like
Exons: 4
Coding region: 265-756 (163 amino acids)
Biological process (GO): zymogen activation
Cellular component (GO): plasma membrane
Molecular function (GO): serine-type endopeptidase activity
Source: RefSeq, a predicted model, not a curated record